AUGUCCAAGGAAACAAGUUAUCCCAAAGAGCUGCUCUGUGCGGAUGAAAAGGUGGUGUACGACGCGAUCGUGGUCGGAGCAGGCGUGGUCGGGCCUUGCGUGGCCACUGCGCUGGCUCGGAAAGGUAAGAAGGUAUUGAUCGUCGAGCGUGAGUGGAGCCAGCCGGACAGAAUUGUUGGCGAAUUGAUGCAGCCUGCAGGUGUGCGUGCCUUACGCUCUCUGGGAAUGGUGCAGGCGAUCAACAACAUCGAUGCCUGUUCGACGUCCGGGUACACGGUCAUAUACAACGGCGAGAAGAUCUCGUUCGCAUACCCUUACAAGGCGGACUUGAGUCCUCCCGAGAAGAUCCCUGACUUAGUGUUUGACGGGAAUGAUAAAGUCGUGGACGACGGCACCAUUAGUGCGAAGGAGUUUGAAGAGGACGAGCGGGAGCAUGGUGUGGGGUUUGUGCAUGGAAGGUUUUUACAGAACCUCCGCGCGAUCUGCGCUGCUGAGGACAGGGUGACAAGAUUGCAGGGUAACGUUAUCAGCAUCUUGCGCAAUGACUCGAAGGAAGUCAUCGGUGCGAAGGUUGACGUACCAGGGAGGGGAAAAGUAGAUUUUAAAGCGCAUAUGACUUUUGUCUGCGACGGGAUCUUCUCCAGAUUCAGAAAAGAGCUAUCAACGACUAACACGUCCAAGGUCUGGUCUUCUUUUGUCGGUUUGUCGCUUCACCAUGCCGACCUUCCCACCAAACACCACGGUCAUGUCAUUUUGGGCUCUGAACAUAUGCCAGUCAUAGCAUACCAGAUAUCAUCUACCGAAACCAGAAUUUUGUGUGCCUACAACUAUCCUACCCUACCGAAAAAUGUCCCGGAGUGGCUUCAGAAGGAAGUUCAGCCUUUCAUUCCCCCCUCUCUUCGCAAAUCCUUCGAUGCGGCUCUAGAAUCAAAGUCCUAUAAGUGUAUGCCCAACUCUUGGCUACCUGCUUCCCAAAAUAAUGUAACUGGGCUGUGUGUCGUUGGUGAUGCUUUAAACAUGCGCCAUCCUCUGACCGGUGGAGGUAUGGCCGUGGGUCUGAUGGAUGUCGUCCUUCUUGUUAAGACCAUUGGUGAUAUGGACUUUUCGGAUCGAGAGGAGGUUCUGAACGAGCUGCUAGGUUUUCACUAUGAGCGAAAGGCACAUGCCUGUGUCAUUAACACUUUGUCGAUCGCUCUCUACUCUUUAUUUGCAGCUGACAGUUAUUACCUAAAAAAGCUUCAGAAGGGUUGCUUUGAGUAUCUUGGCAGGGGCGAAGAUUGGGUUAGGCAGCCGAUCUCCUUCCUUUCUGGUGUCUUGCCAAGCCCUUAUUUGUUGACCAAAGUAUUCUUCACCGUUGCCCUGUACUCUGUUCUCAUAAAUUUCCGCGGUAGGACACCUCUGGGCUUUCUCUUGGCGAUCUAUGAGGGCUUUGCAAUCAUCUUCACCGCCGCUAAAGUUUUCACACCAUUUUUGUAUGAGCAGCUACUUCAGUAA
Molecule: messenger RNA, 1494 nt
Organism: Eremothecium gossypii ATCC 10895
Lineage: Eukaryota; Fungi; Ascomycota; Saccharomycetes; Saccharomycetales; Saccharomycetaceae
Gene: ERG1
Product: squalene monooxygenase
Exons: 1
Coding region: 1-1494 (497 amino acids)
Biological process (GO): ergosterol biosynthetic process
Cellular component (GO): endoplasmic reticulum; membrane
Molecular function (GO): flavin adenine dinucleotide binding; squalene monooxygenase activity
Source: RefSeq, marked provisional